CUCAAAUACCCAAACAACAAAAUUUCAUCAUCAACUAAACAAUCCCAAACCACAAAUCUUAUACUCACAUCAAAAUGAACCUCCUCCCCCUCCUCCUCACCCUCACCACCUUCCUCCUCCCCCUCACAGCAGCCUUCACCUCGACCUUCCAAAACUGCCAAAACCUCAACCGCCUCAACCAAACCGUCCACCGCGUCCACCCACUCCUGGAAAAAUUCUCCUCUGUGCACGCCUCCCAAUCCCAAACAGCCGUCACCACAACAACCACCACCCUCGCCAACGGAACCACCAUCACCGUCACCAACACUACCUCCUCCUCCUCCUCCGCUGCAGUCGAGAGGAUUGAAGGCGUUAGGGCUCUGCUUCUCUCCUCCCAGGAGAAGAUCUACGGCCGGUUGAGUAACUGCUCGAGUGAUGCGGUGCUGGCGCCCCGGAAUGUGCUGGUGAAGGGCAGCAGCGUGAAGAGAGAUGAUGAUGAUGAUGGCUCUUGCACUUUGACUGAUGUUUUGGAUCAGUUGGUGGAUACGUUGGAGUGGGGUUAG
Aspergillus piperis CBS 112811 is the source of this 542-nucleotide messenger RNA. RefSeq lists its product as uncharacterized. The transcript has 2 exons. Lineage: Eukaryota; Fungi; Ascomycota; Eurotiomycetes; Eurotiales; Aspergillaceae. The record is from RefSeq and is a predicted model, not a curated record. The coding region runs from base 75 to 542 and encodes 155 amino acids.